Prinia subflava (tawny-flanked prinia) is the source of this 2966-nucleotide messenger RNA. Its product is annotated as coagulation factor X-like. Lineage: Eukaryota; Metazoa; Chordata; Aves; Passeriformes; Cisticolidae. Gene Ontology annotation, biological process: blood coagulation; positive regulation of leukocyte chemotaxis; proteolysis. Bases 1029 to 2273 code for a protein of 414 amino acids. Gene Ontology annotation, molecular function: serine-type endopeptidase activity; calcium ion binding. The transcript has 8 exons. The record is from RefSeq and is a predicted model, not a curated record.
UUUAUGUCCAUUGCUCUUUCUGUGCCAGCAUCUCUGCUGUGCUGAGAGGACAUGAGUGAAACAUCUCCUUGCCUCUGGACCUGCUAUCAGAUAUCAUAAGCAACCCUAAAGUCUGCAAUGAAAGGAGGAAUUAAAGCACAGUCUUUUCUUUAAUGUAAACAGAGGAUUAGGGAGUAAUUUCACAUAGCAAAAUUUGAACAGACUGCAGAAUCCAGGUGUCCUGGGGUGACGUUAUGAUGUUUGUAUCCCCAGUUGUCUGUUGGGUUUGUGCUGGAUAUUGCAUUCUGUGCCUUUAGGAUUGGGUCUGGACAGGGAUGGGGGGAGAAGCAGGCAGUUUGUUUUCAGAGACUGCACUCCCUCCUCCGCAUUCUGGCCUGGAGUGUUAUCUGCCACACAAACAGCGGCGGCGGGCACGGAGAUUUUUUUUUUUCUUUUUUGUUAGUUUAGCUAGCUGAGGCAGACAAGGUUCGCUGGACUGUUUUUCUUUGCUUUUCCUGGAACUGUUGGAACCUGCUCUGGACUGGGGACCCGGGGGAACGCCGGGGGCCUCACCCGGGACCCACCGGGGCCUACCCUGCCCAGAAGCUUUUCUCAGCACCGGAGGGACUGGAAACAGAGAGACAACUUACAGGAGAGACCUUUUCUGAAUUUGUCAUCUGGGGACAUCUUCUGUUCAUGGUCCAUUGAGUCUCACUGGAUGACCGAUAAUAUUACAUCAUUGUGAGAUGCUGAACCCAGGGGGAGGAACCAAGCAUUCCUACCUGGAUAUAAUCUGAGGUUUCAAGCACCACAAUCAGCCGCCUUCUCCGAAUUCCCAGAGGACAAAAGCUCCAUAGCCACCACUGGACUUUCAGAGGAAGAUCAAACCCUUCUACAGGAUCACUGCUUCAACAGAACCACAUCUAUCACUUCAAGAGGACUGUAGCCACCAUUUAAUCUGACUGCCACCAACACCCCGACCGAUACAGUGUCAGCAGCUGCCCCAGAGCCCUGCAGAGGAAGCAGUGGGUGAUGCGCAGUGAGCUUGGAUGGUGGGCAUGGCAGGUCACCGUGGGACAAUGUGGCUUCUUCCCGUUGUCCUCCUUUUCCUUCAGAUGAGGCAGACAGAUGGGAACCAGUGCAGUUCAAAUCCUUGUCACUAUGGUGGCCACUGUAAAGAUGGGAUUGGUACCUACACUUGCACGUGCUUGGAUGGUUAUCAAGGCAAGAACUGUGAAUUUGUCAUUCCAAAGUUCUGCAGAAUAAACAACGGGGACUGUGAGCAGUUCUGCAGCGUCCGAAGAGACGGACGGAAGGAUGUGUUGUGUUCCUGUGCAGAUGGGUAUGUUCUGGCAGAGGAUGGCAAACACUGUGUUGCAACAGUAAAAUAUCCUUGUGGAAAAAUUUUUGUGACAAGGAAGAAAAGGUCUGUUCUUUCACCUGCUGAAUAUAGCAAUGGAACCAGUGAUCAAGAAUACCCUCCUGCAAACGAAAUGAAUACAGAGGAAGACUUUGCAAUUACCACAGAAAGCCCAACCCCUCCACCUGACAACAGAACAAGCAGCAAGUCUCCAUAUGUCCAUACCAGGAUAGUUGGUGGGGAUGAGUGUCCUCCUGGCCAAUGCCCAUGGCAGGCUGUUCUGUUAAACGAGGAAGGAGAAGAGUUUUGUGGUGGAACUAUUCUGAAUGAAAAUUUUAUACUUACUGCAGCUCAUUGUAUGAACCAAACCAAAGAAAUCAAAGUUGUUGUCGGUGAAGUGGACAGAGACAAGAAAGAGCCAUCUGAAUCUAUGCACACUGUGGACAAAAUAUUCGUUCAUUCCAAGUUUGUUGCUGACACUUACGAUAAUGACAUUACCUUGUUAAAGCUGAAGGAACCCAUUGUGUUUUCAGAGUACAUCAUUGCAGCGUGUCUCCCCAAAGCAGACUUUGCUAAUGAAGUUCUGAUGAAUCAAAAAUCUGGGAGGGUUAGUGGCUUUGGACGGGAAUUUGAUGGUGGACAACUCCCAAAAAAGCUGAAAGUGCUUGAACUCCCCUAUGUUAAUAGGAGCAUUUGCAAGCAAUCCACUAACUUUCCAUUAACUGAGAACAUGUUCUGUGCUGGUUAUGACACAGAGGAAAAGGAUGCUUGCCAAGGAGACAGUGGUGGGCCCCAUGUGACCAGAUAUAAGGAUACUUACUUUGUGACUGGAAUUGUCAGCUGGGGUGAAGGAUGUGCAAGGAAAGGCAAAUACGGUGUCUAUACCAAACUGUCCCGGUUCUUGCGUUGGGUGAGAACAGUCAUGAGUCUGUAGUGCUGGUGUGUCCCUUGGUCCUUCUUGUGAGCUGCCAAGGUACAGGAUUGGUAAUGGAAACUUCCUUUUCGUGCACACCUGCUAAGUUUGUUUUGAGAUCUGACUCCUUCAAGUUAUGGUCUGCUUCCAGUUGUACUAUUCUGGCUUUGAAGCACAUCUCUGUGGACUGUGGAGGAGUUUGGAAUUGGUUGAAUGAGGGAAUUUCCCCAAACAAAAGGGCUGCUGAGUGGGGUCUUUGGCUUCUUUUAGUUAUUUAUCAGUGGCUGUUUUGGUUCCUAUCUGUUGGCAUGAAUGCUCCUACCAGAGGCUACUGAACAUUUUCUGAACAGUCACUAGUCAAGAUGAAAGUAGGAAGGACAGGACUCGGUUAUUCCUCAUAUUGCAGCCAUCUGGCUCAGCAGGGAGUUUGUUCAUCCUGGAGUUGUUUAGCUUUUACCUUGAGAUGUAUUCAGAAGACUAAGGGAGCAGGGAAACUUGCAUGUCUAAUUAGAGAGGGGUGUUUGCUUUAUAAGGAUUGUACUUCACUCUAGUUUAAUUUGAGCACUGCUCAUCAGAAAUUAUGUAUGUGCACAUCCACUGUUUUUCUUAUCUUGUUCUGGAUUGUGUACAGCUAACUAUUGUGAAGCUCUUUGUAUGUAUAUUUUUCUAGAUGUUUCUGUUAGGUGCAAUAUAGAUGUACACCAGCAUUUGAAA